AUGGCAAGUAAAAGUAAAAAUGUCCCUUGUGAAGGCUGUCGGGAACGGAAGAAAAAGUGCAGCUCUGGGCUACCUUGUGAUCGCUGCAAACGCCUUGGAAUCGAAUGCACCUACUACAAUCCAGCUUUGACGCAUCCUGAUCGUUUCAUUGGGACCAACAGCAAGGAACUGGAGGCUGAAGUGGAUGAGCUACAACGGAUAGCCAAUAGCUUGGAGGAUGAAAUGGAUCGGUUACAGCAACACGACUCUUCUCUUGACAGCAGUAGCCAUGACAACGACCCGAUUGAUAGCAACGGCGGCGGCAAUUUGUCCGAUGCCGUGUCAACUACGGAGGAAUUGUCCGAGAUAACCGAGCCCGUUGAUCUUGUAAAAGUCAAUGAUAGCAUGCCAUUGCAGUGGCACAUGUCUCUUGGAAAAUAUGGUCUUUCGUUGGAGACAGAUAUCCAGUCUUUUGACGAUUUAUUGCAUCAAGUGCGGAUCUUCGGUCAAGCUCUUUUGCGGGGUAGAAAACCACCAUCCUCAACAAUGAAAAAUGGCAGCAACACAUCUCCAAGUCAGCAAUCUACCACCAUGCUACGGCGUUAUCCGAUAUUUACUCCAUUACGACGAGCGAAUUAUCGAGCAAAGUUGCGUUGCGUGAGCAUGAAUGAAAAAGACGACACACCCGAGACACCUACCAGCGAUACUACAACUACUACAACUACUACUACAACAAUAGAUCCUGAUCUAAUCGAUCGACAACGCACCUUACAACUUUUAGAAGCGUACUUCGAAUGUCAAUUUUAUCAUUGUGUCAUGAUGCAUCGUGAAACAUUUUAUUCAUCCUUCGUCAAUGGAAACACCGAUUUACUAUCAUCGCCGGUUGUUUGCUCAUUGUGUGCAGCUAUCAUUACUAUGCGAUGUCGGCAUAUUCGAGAAAUCAUCCCAUGUGAUAAGCAAGCGACUGCUCACACCUUUUACUUGAAUCGAGCACGUGAACUUAUUGCCACCAAAUUUGACGUUGCCACACUCGAGACGUUUAUGACAUUCUUGUUCAUCGCCCUUUAUUAUAUCAACUUGAUGCACCCAAUUCGAUCCAGGAAAUACCUUGAACUCGCUGUUCGGAUACGCCAUGUGCUCGCCAAAGACUAUGAGACCAACAAAGAUACCGACAUGCAUGAAUACGAGUUAUUCAAGCGAUUACACACGAUGCUCUUUGACAUUGCACAUCAAAUCGAUUUCUUCAACAAUCAUCGAGGUGUCCCUGAUGACAAUGACAACAGCAACAGCAGCAGCAGCACACAUGAUAAGAAUAGCAAUAGCGGCAGCUUACGGCAAAAGACACAACCCUUAUCCCCUGAACUCGCAAAACAGAUAUCACUCUCCAAGCAUACACCCACACCUCUGCCUGAUGAGAAAGGGGGUCAUUUACGGGCAUUGAUGAAAGACGUAUAUACAACACGCAUGAACGCUGUAUUACAUCCAUAUCUUUGUGCAACCCGCUUUUCCACCAAAGACACCAUCCCACAGUCCUUUGCCAUAAAAAUGGAGACGAUGUACAACCAUUAUUGCUUUACCGAGAUACCACCCGAAUAUCGACUCUCACUCACCAUUUUCGAAAAUGACCUCAGCGACGAUGAAUUUCAAUCACGGCUCACCAAUGAUCACCACUUGGAUAUCACGGCUGUGUGUCUUGCAAUACGUUAUUAUCAUGGUCUUAUCAGCAUCCAUGAGCCAUUCAUGCCAUCCCUCCCUCGCCAUUUUACACGUGCCAAUCAUCCUGAGCGCCCUCUUAUCAAUUGCGAUUACACCAGUGAACCCAAACCAUCCGAUAUCCUGUUAACUGAGCAGAUGGAAACCUAUCAUCUACGUGCACUUGAAGUAUGCCAUCGAUCAGCCAUCAUUAUCGUACGACUACUUGAAUUCCUUUCACACAAGAAAAACAUCUGCUGCUACAUGUUCAUGCCAUGUUUCCUCACAGCGUGGGAUAUCCUUAUGAGAAAUGCAUGCUUAGGAUUGGCGGAUCCAGAGGAGGCACAGAAAUACGCACCCAUUCGAGUACUCAAAUUAUCACGUGAUUAUUGUCUUCGAUGCGUCGAGCUGUUGCGAAAAGCAUUCCAUUUCAAUACCGGUGAUCGUAUCAUGUGGGAGCAUCAUCAAGAUGUUGAGAAUGAGAUUCUUUCAUCCUUAUUCGCUUCACGACCUUAUACAGCCGAUUAUUGGGAUCCUUUUAGCUCAACAAGUGCAUGGUGA
This is a messenger RNA of Lichtheimia ornata, 2232 nucleotides long. RefSeq lists its product as uncharacterized. Gene Ontology annotation, cellular component: nucleus. Gene Ontology annotation, molecular function: DNA-binding transcription factor activity, RNA polymerase II-specific; zinc ion binding. The record is from RefSeq and is a predicted model, not a curated record. Gene Ontology annotation, biological process: regulation of DNA-templated transcription. NCBI's taxonomy places the organism in Eukaryota, Fungi, Mucoromycota, Mucoromycetes, Mucorales, Lichtheimiaceae. Bases 1 to 2232 code for a protein of 743 amino acids. The transcript is spliced from 3 exons.